Wyeomyia smithii (pitcher-plant mosquito) is the source of this 489-nucleotide messenger RNA. RefSeq lists its product as uncharacterized. The transcript has a single exon. The coding region runs from base 1 to 489 and encodes 162 amino acids. Lineage: Eukaryota; Metazoa; Arthropoda; Insecta; Diptera; Culicidae. The record is from RefSeq and is a predicted model, not a curated record.
AUGAGAACCGCCCUCAAGGAAGAUCUUAAUGCAUCCGUCGCAGAAGCAACCUAUGGAACCACCCUACGACUCCCCGGAGAAUUCUUUUCCGAAACUACCAGCAAGGCUAUAGUACCAGAGUUCGUCACUCAACUAAAAAAGCAAAUGACGAGUUUCCGCCCAACUCCAACAAGCAACCACGCCAAGCCAUCGGUAUUCCUGCAAAAAGAAAUGAGCACCUGCAGCCACGUUUUCGUGAAGAUCGGCGCCGUGAAACCACCACUGACGCAACCAUACCAAGGGCCGUUUCGAGUACUUCGUCGGAAAAAGAAAGUUUUUAUCGUCGACAUUAAUGGCAAACAAUCACCAAUCUCCGUCGAUCGCCUGAAAGCAGCCUUUAUCGAAGCCGACGAACAACCACCGAAACAAACGGAUACCACCGAACCCCCAGCGUGCCAAACCCGGUCUGGCCGCCGUGUACGGAUCCCUCGACGGUAUUGGAAAAGUUAA